Salvia miltiorrhiza (redroot sage) is the source of this 1749-nucleotide messenger RNA. RefSeq names its product PAP-specific phosphatase HAL2-like. The coding region runs from base 311 to 1666 and encodes 451 amino acids. The transcript has 3 exons. Gene Ontology annotation, molecular function: 3'(2'),5'-bisphosphate nucleotidase activity. Lineage: Eukaryota; Viridiplantae; Streptophyta; Magnoliopsida; Lamiales; Lamiaceae. Gene Ontology annotation, biological process: phosphatidylinositol phosphate biosynthetic process; sulfate assimilation. The record is from RefSeq and is a predicted model, not a curated record.
AGGAUAUACUAAACGGUAUCUUUCCCCUCUUAAUAUUAUUUCAUUUCUUUUUGUUGGAUAAUUAUUUCAGUUUUACAUAAUACUGUAUAAUGAUUGCAAAUUCAUUUUUAUUGCAAUCAACUCAUUAAAUAAUUAUGUCAUUUUUUAGGGGGAAUUAUGCUGAAAAUUAAUUGAAAUAGUUUGGUUUGCAUCAAAACACCACACAAACGCAGGCGGCUGUUGAAUAAAGAGCAGCUUUUUUGGCUUUUGUUGCCACUCACUCAAUUCGUCGUCUCAAAUUUCACCAAAAUCUCUUCAUUCUUCAUUUAAAAUGCCCAUUUCCUCCCCGAAUUCAGCCGUCAAAAUUCGCCUCCCACGCCCACUGCUGCCAUCUUCUUUGCGGAGAAAUUCUCCUUCAAUUCUCCAUCGAAACCUCGUCCUGCCCAACCUAUCCAUCCACCCAUUUUCCCGCCUCCGCUGCACCCAAACGCUCUCCUCCGCCACGGCCCAGAAUUGCAGCGUGGAAUUCGAGUCCAUGGAUUUGGAGAAAUACGCGCGGGAGCUGGAGGUCGCCGUGAAGGCAGUGCACAUGGCGUCUUUGCUCUGCCGCAGAGUUCAAGACAGCUUGAUUUUUAAGAGCAAUGUGCACGUUCAGUCCAAAGACGACGAUUCUCCGGUCACCGUCGCCGAUUGGAGUGUCCAAGCAACUGUUAGCUGGGUAUUGUCUGAGGCAUUUGGGAGUGAAAAUGUAUCCAUUGUAGCUGAAGAAGACGUUGAAACACUGUCGAGGAGUGAUUCUGUUGGCUUACUAGAUGCCGUUGCAAAGACUGUUAACGAGAGCCUAGAUGAAGCACAGAGUUUUGGGAUUCGACCACCAGCUGCUCCUCUAAAUACGUCCGAGGUUCUCGAGGCCAUCAGUAGGUGCAACUCGACUGGCGGACCCACCGGGAGAUUCUGGGUUCUGGACCCUGUUGAUGGUACAUUAGGUUUUGUACGUGGCGAUCAAUAUGCAAUCGCUCUUGCUCUGAUAGAAGAUGGUGAACCUGUGCUUGGGGUUCUCGGAUGCCCAAACUACCCAAUGAAGAAAGAAUGGCUAAGUUACCAAAAUGGCUAUCAAAGAAUUGUAUCUAAAUUAAUGUCGGCAUCAUCAGCAUCGUGGGAUAGAGGCUGUGUGAUUUAUGCAAAGAAAGGAAGUGGUGGAGGGGCCUGGAUGCAGCCUUUGUUACUUGAGAAAGAGAAGAAGUUUGUUUGGCCAAACUCCGCUAGACAGAUCAAAGUCUCAACCAUCGACAACCCAGCAUUGGCAACAUUCUGUGAGCCCGUUGAGAAAGCGAAUUCAAGUCAUUCCUUCACUGCAGGACUAGCUCAUAGUGUUGGGCUCAGGAACGAGCCACUACGUGUGUAUUCUAUGGUCAAGUACGCAGCCAUAGCGCGGGGACACGCUGAAAUAUUCAUGAAGUUUGCUCGAGCGGGGUACAAGGAGAAGAUAUGGGACCAUGCAGCCGGCGUGGUCAUCAUUCACGAAGCCGGCGGUGUCGUGACUGACGCAGGAGGCCAUCCACUUUGCUUCUCGAGAGGUAUGUACUUGGAAGGUCUUGAUCGUGGUAUAAUUGCUUCUUCUGGAGCUACAUUACAUGAGAAGAUUAUCAGGGCUGUUGAUGCUAGCUGGAAUUCUUCUAGCCUUUAAUUUUACAGUACAUAUUAUAAUUCAAACUUUGACACACUAUACAUACAGACCUAAUAUAUAAAUAUCAUCAAAUGUUGUGAUCC